Misgurnus anguillicaudatus (oriental weatherfish) is the source of this 3955-nucleotide messenger RNA. It is a transcript of the gene sema3ga, whose product is annotated as sema domain, immunoglobulin domain (Ig), short basic domain, secreted, (semaphorin) 3Ga. Gene Ontology annotation, cellular component: plasma membrane. Gene Ontology annotation, molecular function: semaphorin receptor binding; chemorepellent activity. Lineage: Eukaryota; Metazoa; Chordata; Actinopteri; Cypriniformes; Cobitidae. Gene Ontology annotation, biological process: negative chemotaxis; neural crest cell migration; positive regulation of cell migration. The record is from RefSeq and is a predicted model, not a curated record.
ACACCUGCCACUUUCAACACGACCUGUAGACGUGCAGCGUACAGCUUUCGUGACAAGACGGCGAAUACAUUUUCUGUUUUGUAUUUAAAGUUGUAAAUGGGGGAGAUAAUGUCACGAAAAGAGCAAAACACCUCUUGACUUUUGUUGCCUUUAUCUCCUCAACUGUCCAGAUAAGAAAUUGAGAAGUAUCUGACUGGAAGCCAUAAAGGAAUCGCGUGCACAACCGGCACUUCUUAUCCCGACUUUUCUGAAUCACUGGCACGCCCCAAAAGUGGGAAUCCAAAGAGCUAUAAAAGCUUUAAAGGUUUUAUUUUGAAGCUUUUGGACGGAUUUCUUUGAAAGACGUGAAGGAAUGUAAGGAUAACAUCUUACCUGCGCCUGGAAGUCACCAAAUACACCGUGAGAAGACCCGCGAACACGGUUGCUUUCACAUGGGUCUUACUACAAGAAUUAUGGAGAUUAAACUUCUUCUUUUGCUCUGGGCUUUGUUUGUGUUUGACGUGACCGGCACACAUCGGCCUACUCCCAGAGUGCACCUGGCUUUUAGAGAACUUAUGGACACUCGCACUGCAAGGCCAUUCAGUUUCUCCUUCAACACCAGCGAUUACCGGAUCUUGCACGUGGAUCAGGACCAGGGCCGACUUUAUCUGGGCAGCCGCGAGUAUCUGGUCUCGUUGGACAUGCAAAACGUCAACAAAGAGCCUCUCAUUAUCCAUUGGCCGGCUCCCGCUCAGAGAAAAGCAGAGUGUCAGAUGACCGGGAAAGGCAGACAUGGUGAAUGUGCUAACUUUGUUCGUCUGAUUGAGCCGUGGAACAGGACUCACCUGUACGCGUGUGGCACAGGUGCUUAUAAACCCAUCUGUACCUUUAUCAACAGAGGCUGGAAAGCUGAGGACUACCUCUUCAGGCUGAUUCCUGGUUAUGUGGACUCUGGGAAGGGAAAAUGCUCGUAUGAUCCAAAUCAGGAGAACAUUGCAGCUUUGAUUAAUGGAAACCUGUAUGCUGGAGUUCCUGUGGAUUUUAUGAGCACAGAUCUGGGCAUUUUUAGGACCAUGGGAAGCCGGCCAGCUGUCAGAUCUGAACAGUACGAUUCUAAAUGGCUUAAUGAGCCUGUGUUUGUUCAGAUGAAACAGAUUCCUGACAGCUCGGAGAGGAACGAUGACAAACUCUAUUUCUUCUUCCGAGAAAAGAGUCUGGAUUCUGGUGGAAGCGCAAGUCCAAGUGUGUUGUCCAGAGUGGGCCGCGUUUGCCUGAAUGAUGAGGGUGGUCAGAAGUCUCUGGUGAACAAAUGGACGACAUUUCUAAAGGCCAAGCUGGUGUGCUCUGUAAUGGGAGAUGAUGGGGUGGAAACUUUCUUCGAUGAACUGAGGGACGUGUUUAUCCAGCCCACUCAAGAUGAGAGAAACCCUGUGGUUUAUGGCGUCUUUGCAACUUCUGGCUCUGUGUUUAAGGGUUCGGCUGUGUGUGUGUAUGCCAUGGCUGACAUCAGAAACGUCUUUAAUGGCCCGUUUGCCCAUAAACACGGACACAAUUACCAAUGGACAGUGUAUACAGGAAAGAUUCCUUAUCCCCGGCCUGGAACCUGUCCUGGAGGAACAUUUACACCUGGUUUACACUCCACGAAAGAGUUUUCAGAUGAAGCUGUUAACUUCAUUCGUGCACAUCCCCUCAUGUACCACCCUGUGUAUCCCAUUCACAAGCGCCCUCUGGUGAUGCGCUCGGGUGUGGACUAUCGUUUUACUACUAUUGCAGUGGACCAGGUGGAUGCAGUGGACGGGCGAUAUGAGGUUCUCUUUUUGGGAACAGAUCGUGGUACAGUCCAAAAAGUUAUAGUCUUGCCUAAGGACGCCACCACGAUGGAUGAGGUCACUUUAGAGGAAGUGGAAGUUUUCAGGACACCUGCGCCUAUCAAAACUAUGCAUAUAUCAGCCAAAAGACAACAACUCUAUGCAUCAUCUGAGGCAGGUCUUACCCAGAUAUCUUUGCACCGUUGUGAAGUGUAUGGUAAGGCCUGUUCAGACUGCUGCCUGGCCAGGGACCCAUACUGUGCCUGGGAUGGAGAAAACUGCUCUGCCUUUACACAAGCUACCAAAAGGAGAAGUAGAAGACAGGAUGUAAAACAUGGUGACCCGUUGCGUCAGUGCCGUGGAUACAACGCUAAAGUGGAAAGGAGACUGCAGGAGAAAGUUCAAUUUGGUGUGGAAGGCAGCAGCACGUUUCUGGAGUGCUCACCGCGCUCUCCACAGGCCUCCAUCAAAUGGCUCUACCAGAAAGAAGGAAGACGAAAAAUACUGAAUCGAGAAGGGGAAGUUCUCAAGACUCCACAAGGCAUUCUGAUGAAAUCUCUCACCAAAGCAGAUGGAGGACUCUACCACUGCUUAGCUACAGAAAAUAACUUCAAGCACACGCUGGCUCGCGUCUCCCUGCGCAUCUUAGACCGGGACAUAGCCGUAGCCCUUACCACCCCUGAUGAAGAGGAGGCGGCAACAAGGAGCAAAGCUCCAGAACCUCCUACCCCGAGCCUUCUCCUCGAGCCUGAAAUGCGUCUGUUUCAACAGUACUGUCAGUCCUACUGGGAGCAGCUGACAGCUGGUGGAAACUUGCAGGAUUAUAUUCCUAAACGCACAAGUCGCAGACACACAGAAGCACAGAAGGCUAGCGGGGGGUGAGAGGAGCGCCGGGGUUUGUUCGUUUUAUACACCUGCAUAGAUUCAUUCAUGUACUGUAUGUUCAUUCAUUCACACAUCAUAGAUCUAGAUCCUGGUCUGGGAUUCUUAUGGGUGUUAGUUGACUCUCACUGACUCUCAUUUCUCAGCUGUCACAGUGAUUUCAAUGCAAUUCAGUAUUAUAAAAGAGUGUGACCUACCUGAAAAAUACAGAUGAUGUUUAUGAUCUGGAAAAGGUGGUAGUUUUUGCAUCAGUAUCGUCACCAGAUGGAAUUACAAAAAAAGGAUGUUGCCAUAUUUGUUUCCUGAACACUUCCUCUGUCUGCUAUCAGUUGCACAAAAAGCAAGACCUAACUCAAACUUGCACCAUUAGUUAAGCCAACGUUGCUGGUUAAAUCUCUAACAGAUCAACAUUUUGUUAAGCACAUCAAACAUAGACAUAUUAAAUAAGCUUUGAAAAUCUUAUACUAAACUACCUUCUUCCUUGCUAACUUUAAUUUUUGGGCCAGUGCAAUUUUUGAGGUUUCAUCUGGAUUAUGAAAUUGAACGUAAUAUAUGUAUGUUUAAUAGUAAUAUAUGUAUGGAUUUUAAUUCAUGUAUCUUGAUGGGUUAAAAAUAGCACCGAACAUUUGCGAGAGCACUGUCCUCACCAUUUGUAAUGUAUAUUUAUUUGAAGUUGUGUAUAUAUUUUUGUUAAGGGAUGCUGGGUACAGGGUGGAGGGCAUUUCUGCAUGAUUGACAUGCUGUUGUAUUUAUUUCAAUGCAUUUAAAUGAUUGACAAUGUUUUGGAAAGCAUUUCAUGUCGUGAUGUACCAUCAUGCUUGACAGGUUGAGCAAUCACACUAAAAAUACGAACCCAAAAAUGGUCAUACAGUCACACUCUGAUAAUAUCUAAGACUGGGAAGUAAGCGCUGCACAUUUGUGUCUUUUUUACGAAUAGUAGAAUAGUAAAGUUGUGAAUUCAAAUCUUUUGUCAUGCCCUUGUUGUUAAUGUUGUUGUUGUUGUCAGAAAAAAAUGAAUAAAUGAACACAUUUGUGAGCAGUAGAUUUAUAUUCAGUUCAUAUAUAAAUAUAAACAUGAGUAUAUUUACAUGCCCAAUAUACAUUGUAUUUGUAAAUAUUGGAUACUGUUACAGAAUUCAUUUCCAUCAGUUCAAGCGUAUUAAAAAUCGUACACUUUUCUAAGCUAUCAGUGUGAUUUAUUGUGCAAUCUAGAGCUGUGUCCAUUUAACACAGACCAUAAGGUGUGUACUGUACAUUUCACCAAACAAUAAAUCUUAUACAAAUCA